UGUCGUGCUGUCAACACUGUCUUCACUGACAUAUACAAGGAGAGUUCACAGGUCAUUUUGUCAGUCAGAGGUGAGGCGUUGGAUGGUUUGACAUGAACUGAAUCAUUAAAUCUUGAAAUAUCUCUUUUGAAACUUGUUUAGAACAAUUGACGAAUUCGGUUUUAGGGUUUCCUUUCAACAAUGUAAACUAAUGUAUUUGCUCUUGAUGUAUCAACUUGUAGCGCCAUCAUUGGUCGACAUGCAUUUUUACUGGACAGAAAUGAAGCUCUUGCUUAACGACAGUAGCUGCAUGUCCAGAAGCAAUGAGUUAACAAAAUUCCACCUUUCACCUUUUUUUUCAUUGAAAAUAUCAGUUAUAAUUUCAUGUCUGUUCUGCACACUGGGAAAAAAUACACCCCCUCCACUUUCCUUUCCACCAAGACACCCCCCCCCCUUUUUUUCCAUGGAAGUUGGCCGAAAAUGCCGCCUUUCAAAAUAAAGAAUAAAAAAUUCUCCCUCUCCGCCUCCCAUUUCCUACGCCCCUGAAACCUAAACAUGAAGACGACCGGAAGUACAGAAAUGUGAGAGCUUUUCUAUUAAUCUUGCUUGCUUUGCAAAAUUAAGAAAAUAUUCAUCUUCGCAAAGGGUUUUCUGCAAACGUUCAUUUCUGCAAGGCUUUUGGCAAACAUAAAUCUUCGCAAGGGUUUGGGAAAACAUAAAUCUUCGGGUUUGGGCAAACAUUCAUCUUCUAAUGGGUUUGAGCAAACAUAAAUUUUCGCAAGGGUUUGGGAAAACCCUUCAUUUUUGCAAGGGUUUGGGCAAACAUUCAUUUUUGCAAGGGUUUGGGCAAACAUUCAUCUUUUCAUGGGUUUGGGCAAACAUUCAUCUUUUCAUGGGUUUGGGCAAACAUUCAUCUUUUCAUGGGUUUGGGCAAACAUUCAUCUUCGCAAGGGUUUUGACAAUUUCGUUAUUUUCGCAUGAAGUAAAUCUUAUCAUUAAUUUGACACGUUCGUCCCCAGAGCCACCAAAAGUUUAUCCGAUUAUUAACGUCAAUAACAAGGACUACAAGGACGGGGACACAUACCAGGUGAAAGACGACGACUACAUAUUUGCGUCCUGCAGCGUGACGGGUGGGUCGCCAGCGGUGUCCCAUAUCACCUUGACCUGUGGCGUUGAGACGUUGACUGUAACGGGAACGAAGGCAAUUCUUCAAGGCAGGAAAGCUCAGAGAACCAUGGCUGGCGAGAACUGCACCUGCUCUGCUCGUCACGUGACCGGAUGCUACACUCUGACCACGUCUGUCACGCUU
Lymnaea stagnalis (great pond snail) is the source of this 1288-nucleotide messenger RNA. The record is from the annotation of a GenBank genome assembly. NCBI's taxonomy places the organism in Eukaryota, Metazoa, Mollusca, Gastropoda, Lymnaeidae.